AAUGGCGCGGCGACGAGUGACAAGGUGUCAGGGAAGGGGGGGCCAAGCGCUCAGUCCGCUGCCGACCGCCGAACGAGACGCACGUGUUUAUUGUGAACGGAUAUGACGGAUUAGUGAAGUGAAGUGUUGUGUGUGAUUAAUCUUUUAAGCUGGAAACUAACGGAUUGUGGGGCAAUAUGCUCACGUCAAGCAAUCAGUAUUUACGGCCGGAUUAUCUGUCGCCUUUACCUACCACGCUCGACGCGAAAAAGAGCCCGCUGGCGCUCCUCGCGCAAACCUGCAGCGCCAUCGGCGCUGACACGCCGAACCCCAAGCUUAUCUCCGCUGCGGAAAAGGCCAGCAAGAAAUAUGAAGACAAACCGCAUAUGGAUAACAAGCCCAGCUUCAAGCCUUACGAGUCGUGCCUCACUGCGAGAGAAAAGACUAGAACGCCGGAGGACAGAGCGUCAUCCGUAAAUGCUCACUCCAAGACGCCUUCCUCCAAAGGUAGCGCGUCAACCACCCCUGUCCAAGCGCGCUGCGGGAGCAACCAGAGCUCAUCCUCUCAGAGAACCUCGCCGCCCGUUCAUCACAAAACGCCGUCAGAAAAAUCAGACGAACGGUCGAGUCCUCUACACGGCUCUCCGAACCCAACCAAAUCAGACUCUGCUAGUAAUUCAUCCACAUCCAAGUUACCCUUCACGCCAACCAGUCUAUCGUCCAGUGCUGACACCAAAGAACCUUCAAGCUUCAAACCAAGCAUACCUGUCACAUCAUCAGCUUUUCUAGGAGGCUUGCCACCCACAGGAUUUCCUUUACAUAUGGAUUUAAUGACGAGCAGUCUUAUGGCAGCGCAGCAUCACGCGUUGAAAAGCGGGUUGAACCCGUACCUAGCGUACGCGAGAAUGAAAGCGCCAGGAGGAGAUCUUGGAGUGUGCAGAGAUCCGUACUGCACGGGUUGUUCGUUGAGUUCGCAUUUGCUCAAGUCUGCGGUAUGUCCGGCUGGGUGCACGCAAUGCGACCACGCGAAGACUCCUUUCCCGUUACCGACUAGUCACCCUGCGGCUGCGGCCUAUGCGCACGCUCAGCUGGCUGCUUUGGCGGCUGCAUCUCAGCUGCCUUUUGUCUGUAGCUGGAUGGCCGGAGAUUCCGCUUACUGUGGGAAGCGGUUCUCGACGUCCGAGGAGCUCCUGCAGCAUUUACGUUCGCACACUGCCAGCGGUGAAUCGAGUCCAAGUCUGUCGAUGCUCAGCGCGACGCACCCAUUACUGCAGCGGACGUACCCGACUCCGCCGCUGUCACCGCUCACGCCGCGGUUCCACCCGUACAGCAAGCCGUCGCACAUGGUGUCAUCGCCACCGCUGUUCUCGCUGCCCCCGCAUCCAUCGCUGGCCGCCUACUUCCCGUCGUACCCGCUGUUCGGGCCGCGGCCGCUGCACCCGUGAGGUGCGGCGGCGCUCCAACAUAAGAAAGGGGGCGCCGACCGCUAACGCCCAAGCCAAAAGGACAUUCGCAACCGAGGAGCGUGUAAAUAUAUCGUAGUGUUCCGAGGUUCUAGUCGGCUCAUAUCAUCGACGAAGCCCGCGAGGGCCGCGCAGCUGUGAUCUCUACUCGUAAUGUAUGUUAUAGUGCACUGAUUAUUGUGAGAGCUCAUCUGUAAAUCAUGCUGUACAUAUUCGGGCAUACCUAUUAGUUUGACUCUCGACGCUAAUGCUUUAAAUAUUGGUUCAGUGUUAUUGCAUAACGUUAAACCCUGGAGCAUUUUGGUCAGGUAUGCCCUAUGUAUGGCCAAUUUAAGCUUUGAAUCGCGCAAGCGUUUAUUUUCUAGUUAGACUAACAAAAUUUUUAUGUACCAAAUCUAUAGAUGUAAUUUAAAUAGAUUUUUUUCAAUAAGUUGUUGCAAAUUAGAAUUGUUAAUUUGUGUUUGUAUUAUUAUUAAAGCUGUUCUUGUUAAGAAUACACAAACGAAUCCCUGUCUCAAUUCUGUAAUGAAACAGGUAAUCGUUUGGGUAUUUUGAAUGCAAGAGUAUGUAUCCAUUAGACGUUUAAUCAGAUCCAUCGACACAAAGGACAAUUUGUGCCACUGGAAAUUGAAAAUGCGGCAAAAAUUCCAUAAGAAUAGUCGAUCCUAUAAUACAAGCAAAUUCUUACUUAAUAAACUACAGUUAGGUUGGUUACAACCAGACCUGAUUGUGGCAUAUUCCAUGACACAUACUUUUUGAUCGAUGGAUAUGAUUGGAUGUCGAAAGGAAACGUGUUCCGUAUUAUUUCGUGACAAUGAGGCACAUAUCUUGUAUUAUAAAGCGUAGUACCGGCGCGUAGCGUAGCGUCUUCAUUAAGAUUACCUUAACGAUCUUAUUUUAUAUUCAUUUUCACUUCAACUAUCCAACUUGUUAAACCGAUAAGAUCUUAAUAACAGAAUCUCAACACGUUACUUCAUAAAUUUACAUUAACGUUAAAAGUUAUGAGAUAGUCACUUGAGGUAGGAAGCGAUUCUACUGCUAUUCUGUCUUGUGGUCUUUGUAUACUUAACUUUCAUAAUUUCGUAUCAGAUUUUAACAUCAACUUGAAUAUAGAACCCAUUUGAGUACACCAUUAAAUAAUAACUACACUAAAGAUGUCUAAAUGAUGCGAAGUUAUUAAAGUUAUUCUUGGAAAGAUUUGAUGUUAUGACUGAUCUGAUAUCAACCGAAUAAUGUGUAUGCCGAAACCGCAAUGGUAAACAUAAUUUGUUGUUAAAGUACAUAAAGCGAAGAAAAUAUACGUAAAUAUUUAAUUUCAAA
This is a messenger RNA of Cydia splendana, 2762 nucleotides long. It is a transcript of the gene elB, whose product is annotated as zinc finger protein Elbow. The transcript is spliced from 2 exons. Gene Ontology annotation, biological process: negative regulation of DNA-templated transcription. Gene Ontology annotation, cellular component: nucleus. Bases 177 to 1424 code for a protein of 415 amino acids. Lineage: Eukaryota; Metazoa; Arthropoda; Insecta; Lepidoptera; Tortricidae. The record is from RefSeq and is a predicted model, not a curated record.